AUGGUGGUCCAGCGCGAUCGUUCCCAUGAACUCUACAGUUUGUUUGAGGGCAUGAAGGGUGUAGGUGGAGCGAGCAUUCAAGAAACGUCAUCCACGGCUUUUUUGUCGGCUGAAGGGGAUACGCCGCGACCGCCACACUCGGGUUUACAUUCCAGCAGCGAAGUGCAGCUUUUUAAUCGAUUUGCCCAGGCGUUUUCAAUGGAUCUUGCUAAGGUGUCGGAGUCAAUAAUGCGACUGACGAAACUCACUCAACGGCAAAGUGUGUUUGAGGACCAGUCAUCAGAAAUAACGGGGCUCACACAAGUGGUCAAAUCGUCAUUGCAGAGGCUUCAAACGGAUUUGGAAACACUGGAGGAGCUCAAGCAGCGGGCGCUUGUUGCACAGAAAACAGCGGCAUCCAAAAGAAACGGUGGGGCAUCCGGUGAGUCCCAUAGUCUGUGGAAUUCGGGUGGAAGCGCAGAUUCUGUUGUCAGAACCUCUGCAAAGCAUAGUGACACGGUGGUGGAUACUUUGCGAACACGACUUGCCCGUACCGGACAGGAGUUUCGGACCACGCUGCAGCAACAAACGCGGGCGAUGAAGGACAAUGCACAGCGCCGCAAUAUGUUUACGACGAGUGAACGUAUGCAAACAUUUGAAAGUGCGUUGUUUCAGGAUCAGGAGCGGCAUCAACUUCAACGACAGCAACUAAUGUCAGGGACUAGUAAUGCGCAGUACUACAAACAGCGUGCCGAGGCAGUUCGGGAACUUGAGGCCACUGUUGUGGAGGUGGGUGAACUAUUCAAUGACUUUGCACGACUUGUGCACGAGCAGGACGAGGUUGUUCUCCGAAUCGACACAGACGUGGACAAUGCGCUGCGACACGUGAACGCUGGAAGUAACGAGUUGAUGCGAUAUUUGGCAAACUUAAGCUCAAACCGUGGCUUGAUAUUAAAGAUCUUUGGUAUCCUAUUCUUUUUUUUGCUAUUUUUCGGUCUGGUCAUUGUGCGUUAG
Messenger RNA from Trypanosoma cruzi, 993 nucleotides. Its product is annotated as syntaxin 5, putative. Gene Ontology annotation, molecular function: SNARE binding; SNAP receptor activity. Gene Ontology annotation, cellular component: Golgi membrane; endomembrane system; SNARE complex. Gene Ontology annotation, biological process: intracellular protein transport; endoplasmic reticulum to Golgi vesicle-mediated transport; vesicle fusion. NCBI's taxonomy places the organism in Eukaryota, Euglenozoa, Kinetoplastea, Trypanosomatida, Trypanosomatidae. The record is from RefSeq and is a predicted model, not a curated record. The transcript has a single exon. Bases 1 to 993 code for a protein of 330 amino acids.